Molecule: messenger RNA, 2838 nt
Organism: Peronospora matthiolae
Lineage: Eukaryota; Oomycota; Peronosporomycetes; Peronosporales; Peronosporaceae
Source: the annotation of a GenBank genome assembly
AUGUGGUGCCCAUCUCUGUCCCGGCGUGACGUCCGGGUCGCUGGCAAGCGCCGCCGUCUUGAUGGAUUGGCCGCGGUGUUUCCCGACCUGGACGACCUCAUGGCUGACGCCAGUGUGGAGCCUUGCUAUGGACAGGUCCAAGACGAAGACAUGGACGAUGUGGUUGCACCUGCAGCCACAGAACGACCGACACGGUGGGGGCCACUUCACCCUGCAGUAGGCGCAGCGGCCAUUACUCCGCCGACGACUGGUGCGCGUGCAACCCCGACUCCGGCAGCGCGACGACCGCUGACUCCUGCCGCAUCCGGCACUCGUGCCACGCGAUGGGGGCCACGUCACGGCGCGAUCGGGGCUGCGGCGGUUGCCCACCGUGUCACUGGUGAGCCGACUGUUCCCGCGCCCGCUGGCGCCUCACCUGCUUACGCAGAACAUCAUCCAUCGCUGACCGUGCACCUGCUGCAGCGGCUGCUCCAGUCCCCACCGACCCACCGCCCUCGCCAGCCCCAAGCCCUGCCAGUCCGUGUCCGUCCAUUGAUGUGGCUGCAGGUGCAGCGGAGUCCGAGCCAUGGCUUCGGCGGUUCGACGGUACGUGCCGGCAGAACCCUGGACCCGGGGGGCGCUGGUGCGGCUCUCUUCGACUCGAGCGGCACCGUGAGUGCCGUCCACCAUGGUGCCACGCGACUGCUCGUCAAAGGCGACAGCAACCUAGAGUUGGCUCAGGUGCGCGGCUCUUUUGGCUGCACCAACCGACGACUCCGGCGACUGAGAGGUCAAGUGCGGACGACGCUGGGGUGUCUUGAAUGGAAUCAGCUUCGGCAUAUCGACAGGCAAGCCAACGCCCAUGCCGACCGCCUCGCUAACCGUGCGCUUGACGUCCGACGCACCGCCGUGGAGUGUGGUCCUCACUCCGGCAACAUAAGUAGCUGCUUUACGCCUGCUCCCGUCCCUUCAGUUGCCCCGGCACCGAUUCUGCCAGCAGCUACCGCCGGUGACUCUGCUGUCGCUGUCGUGCUGGCUGAUCCGGCCAGUCUUGCCAUCGAGGCCGAGAUUGCUGCUCGUGAUGGAGAGCACGACUCAGCUGCUAGUGUCGUGCAACGGUUUGCGGAAGUCUUGGUGAGCAAGACUUUGGAUGCGGAUAGCUGGGUCACAAGUGAAGGCUACAUUUCUGCCAUCCCUGACCGCCUCCGUGAAGUACUUCUGCCGUACUCAAUCGCACCGGUUGGAAGUACAGACCCACAGUUGCCUCCGACUCGCCCGCCCCGCCGUCGACCUCCCCGCGUGACCCGCACGCAGCGUGAGCACCGAUUUGAUGAGGCGCUUGACGACAUGCAAGCGACCCAGCAGGCGACGACAAGUAACCGGCAAGCGGUCCGAAAGGCGCGGCGCCGGGUUGGACGGGUCCGUGCUUCGAUAGCGCAGCUUGACUUGCGUCGGGAUUUCGCCAAGGACGAAGCCAAGUGUGUGGCCAUGAUUUUGGACGGUGCCUCGGCGAAGACCGCGGGUGUCGAGCACCCAAACACCUGCCCCAUUGACAGGGAGGAGCUCUACCGCCACUUUGUGGGCACCAGCACGGCCCCAGCUCCCUUCAACUAUGAUGCUGCUGAAGGACACGAGUUCCGGGCCGUGCUCAACGGCUUUUCGAUGGAUACACUGGGUGGUGAUUGUUUCGAUGGAGAUAUUUCGAUGGAUGAAGUGGAGGACCAGCUACUGCGGGCAGCCGAGGCAUCCAGCCCCGGUCAUGAUGGGGUUGGAUAUGAUGUUUUUCGCCGGUUUGCUCCGCAGUUGGUACCCCUUCUGCACGCCGCAUACCAGUUCUGUUGGCUGCAUCGGAUGGUGACCGUGCCGUGGAAGGUGGGCGUCGUUCACCUGAUCCACAAGAAGGGUGACCCGAUGCAGCCGACCAACUGGCGACCGAUGUGCCUACAGCCCGCUAUCUACAAACUCUACAGCGGGUUGUUAGCACGUCGUCUAUCGCGCUGGUUAGAAUUGAACAACCGGCUGCCGAUGGCACAGAAGGGGUUCCGGGCUUUCAACGGUUGCCAUGAACACAAUUUUCUGGCAACCACGAUGUUGGAUCAGUCCCGGCGGUCGCACCGCAAGUUGUACCAAGUGUGGUAUGACUUACGGAACGCCUUCGGUUCGCUGCCACAGCCACUCAUGUGGCAGGUGCUCCGCCGCAUUGGCGUUGAGCCCCGGUUCAUUAACCACUGCCAGGACAUCUAUCAUGAGUCGUCCUUUGUGGUAGUGAAUUCGCAGGACGGUGCGACUGACCCACUGGAGGAUGUCGGUGUGCCGCUGGCGGAUGGUGUCCGGCCGUGCACCACCGCCUAUGCUGAUGACAUCAAAGUUUUCAGCAAUAGCGCUGCCGGCAUCCAGAGUUUCCAUGUUGUGGUCAAGCGCUUCCUCGCAUGGACCGGCCUUGCGGUGACCAUCAAUGCCCGUGGCAACCCGGCUCGUGACGAUAGCGUGCGCUUGGAGCUAAAUGGUGAUGUCAUCGUCCCACUUACCCUUAACGAGAGUUACCGGUACUUGGGGGUGGGCGAUGGCUUCGACCAUGUGCAGCACCGCCUCCAGCUUGAACCCAAGCUAAAACAGAUCAAGCGGGAGACGGUCGCGCUGAUGCAGUCUGGACUCGCGUACGCCCUUCGCCACCUGCGCCCGCUACAGUCGCAGCUCCAAGGAUUUGACUGCGCCGUGAAGCGUGGGUUGAGGAAUCUGUUGCGCCUGCCCCAGUCCGCCACCACCGAGUUCUUCUACACGCCAACGUCGGGUAGUGGGCUGGGCCUGCAGUCGCUGGUAGAGAUGCACCAAGCGCUGCAGGUAGCACAUGUGUGGUAA